This is a messenger RNA of Venturia canescens, 1315 nucleotides long. RefSeq lists its product as uncharacterized. The record is from RefSeq and is a predicted model, not a curated record. The transcript has 2 exons. Gene Ontology annotation, biological process: spermatogenesis. NCBI's taxonomy places the organism in Eukaryota, Metazoa, Arthropoda, Insecta, Hymenoptera, Ichneumonidae. The coding region runs from base 413 to 1189 and encodes 258 amino acids.
UUUAUAUGAAAUUGAAAAAAUGUUCUGCCACUUUCCAUGGGUCAAAAAUUGUUCACUUGCAUACCACAGAGUUUCUGCAGUAUCUUCAAACUUUCGUAUGAAUGUUUUUCUUGUGAAAAUUAAUAAGUAAUCGCGAAAGCUACUUCCUUCCGUUAGAUAUGCAGACAAACAAGUGGAAAUAAUAACAUUCCUAUCGAUUGUUUCAUGUGUUGCUGCUUGCUUGCUUCGUCAUAAAUGAGGAAAAAAAAUGUGUUUAUUUUUGUGAGCUGUUACAGUUGCCAUGGUUCCACAGCGUUGCUGUGUACGGGUCUCAUAAGGUUCUGUAACAUCUGGGGUGCGAGAGAGAGAGUUGUGAUACGUGGAAAAAGUUUAUUUUCGUUGAAUUUCGUGUUGCCGAAGGUUUAUUGAAACGAUGGCCGAGUCGUGCGUGGUGGAAUUAGAUACUAAAUAUGUUAGCGACGACGAAACUUGUCUGUCCGACGAUUUGGACGUGAGUGUGGCAAAUAUGAACAGAAUCGAGGAAAACAAGGAAAUCGAGAAAACACUUGAUACGGAGAACGAAGAAUCUUGCACUACUACCGGUGACAUACAAAACGAUGAAAUAGUGUCCGACGACGAAUACAAUUACAGCGACGAUUCCGUAUGCUCGGAUGAUUCCUGCAGGGACUCGGAAGUAACAAACGUCACACCUCGAUCAUCGCUGCAAGCUAGUUCCCCAUUGAAUCGAACAAUAAGCCAGGAAUAUCCGAUGGCCCGGAUAAAAAAUAUGAAUCGUGACGAACAGAGCGAUUAUCCACGACAAUUUUCCGUUAACAUUCGUGACAAUGUUCGCAGAAUGUGUUCCUCGGCAAACGACAAUAGAUACUGUAACAGGAACGUUGUUAAUUUUGAUUCUACCAAUUCUCGUCCUAAAAGAAGAAACAUGAGUUUCACAAACGCCGAAAUGCGACGGAUCGAGGUAGAGAAUCAGUAUCUUCUUAAAAAAAUAAUGGCACAACAGAAGCCACAGAACAAACCAAUCAGAACGCAGUCGGCUCAGCCGAGAAUGAGCAGUUCGGCUAUCAAUCGAAAAAAACUGCAAAAACGAAUCGAACAGGAAAACAUGAUGCUGCUACGAAGAAUUCAAGGAGCGAAAUCUUGCGCGGUAUCCAGCAACGUUAUUCCGGGCUAUCGACUGACCUCACUGUAAAAGCACGAUUUAUACUAUUUUGAAAUUGAAUUUUUUGAGAUAAUGGCACUGCCAUACAUACCCGACGUGUGAAAGCUCUGUAUCCUGAAGAACGAACUUUAUAGAAAUAUAGUUAUUUUGAGUCAA